UCACAAGCAGGAGAGAGGAGGAAACCACCAGGAUGGAAAUCACAAAGGAAAAUAUGACACCAAUGGAGAUGCUUGAGAAAAUAACUGAGCUGGAUUACAGUCAGAGCCAACUGAAGGAGCUGAACACUACGAUGAGGCACUGGCUGGAUGUUGCAGAUGAUGAUAUGGCAGUGCUGCGCUCAGAGAACGUCGCCCUCAAAAAACAAGUGAAAGUCCUGGAGAAGCUCAUCAGUGAAGCACAGGAAGUUGAAGAAGAACCUUGCAGGCUCCUUGUUACCAAUGACCUUGAUGUAAAAAGAUGCUGUGAAAAAGAGAUCCAGAAAAUGGAGGACGAAUCCACCACGAUGAAGGAACAAAAUAAGAAACUAACCACAGAGCUGAAGAACCUCCAGCAAGAGAGAGAGCAGGACAAGAUCAGCCUGAGCAAGUUCCAAGCUGCAAUGAAAACCCUUGAGUUUGAAAUGGAGGAGGCUAAUGCCGGGCUGCAGCAGAGAGAUGAAAGUCUUCAUCAGUCAAACUUGCAACUGAAGCACUUGGAGGAAACAGUCGAAGAGUUUUCAAUCAUCAUAAAGGAUCUCAGGGGGACAAAUCAGGAGCUGAGAGAGCAGUGGGAGGACAGACAGGAUGAGGCCUUACUCUCUGCUCUGAGUGACCUGACGGAAGAAAACGAUGGAUCGCUCAGUCCCCCUCUGUCCCUCUUAGAAGAAAUUAAGCUGCUGGCUUCUUCAGAUGAAGUGAAGACAAGCAUGUCAGACUCCACACAUCUAAUACAUAAGGAAACUGAGACCGAGGACUUGCUGAAACCUCAGAGUCUCGAAGAAGAUCUUCAGACCAAAAGGUGGUCAGGAAUCUCACAAACAGCCAUUCAGAGAGCAGGACUUUUCAUGAUGUGCGUCCUCUUGCUCCUGGUUUUGGCCUUUGUGACGUCAGGAAACAGUGAUUUGUUUUCCACUUUCUGGAAUGGUGCACGUGUGAUAUUGCAGCCCUACUGCAGUGUGCACUAUGGUGGCUUACCUCCUGUUUGAUCUUAAC
This is a messenger RNA of Paralichthys olivaceus (Japanese flounder), 1032 nucleotides long. RefSeq names its product myosin heavy chain, embryonic smooth muscle isoform-like. Lineage: Eukaryota; Metazoa; Chordata; Actinopteri; Pleuronectiformes; Paralichthyidae. The record is from RefSeq and is a predicted model, not a curated record. Gene Ontology annotation, molecular function: dynein complex binding. Gene Ontology annotation, cellular component: lateral element; nuclear outer membrane; meiotic spindle pole. Gene Ontology annotation, biological process: actin filament organization; chromosome localization to nuclear envelope involved in homologous chromosome segregation; telomere localization.